Molecule: messenger RNA, 1104 nt
Organism: Saccharomyces mikatae IFO 1815
Lineage: Eukaryota; Fungi; Ascomycota; Saccharomycetes; Saccharomycetales; Saccharomycetaceae
Gene: RKM5
Product: S-adenosylmethionine-dependent methyltransferase
Exons: 1
Coding region: 1-1104 (367 amino acids)
Source: RefSeq, a predicted model, not a curated record
AUGGCAUUCAAGUUGUGGGCGCUGGAUGAGGAAACAAUAUACGAGCACGUGUUCGAGCGGUACAUGCAAUUGGAGGCCCAAUCCGGGAAACUGCCCCAAGAUUUAGGCAUUCAGGAUAGAAGUAGAGGUGUGUUGGAGGUAGCGAUUGAACCCUUUGGGUUAGAAAGCAGUAGGAGAAAAAAACGAGUGAGAAGGAGAAAUAAAGCUGGUGCUGUCGAAGAAGUUCGAAACAUUGCUCUGGACAGUUAUCAUGUUAGCGUAGAGCAGUCCAUAUCGAGCUUGCAUUCGUCCAGAGACAACGGCAAUUCCACCACGGGAUACGUUGUAUGGUCUACGACGCCCUUCUUUAUCAGCUGGCUGCUUUAUAGUGCAAGCGCUACUCCUUUCCGUCUUGGUACCCAAGUGGAAGUAGUUCACGGGUCCUCUUGUGAGCAGCACAUGCUUGAGUUGCCUAAGCUGAUCAAUCUUACGGGCACUGAUUUCAGCAAGAGAGGUAUCUUGGAACUUGGAGCAGGGAUAUCGGGCAUUUUACCAGUGAUUCUUGGUAACUUCGUCGAUGUCUACGUGUCAACAGAUCAAAGGGGCAUUCUUACCAAGUUGAAACAUAACAUCAUAGAAAAUCUGUCGCAGUUGACCAGAAAGCAGUGUGUAUCCCGGACACUACGAUUGGAACUCCCGACCCUCGAACCGGCCGACGACGCAACCACAACCAUAACGGAAUCUCUAUCGAAGGCUACAUUGAAACUGGAAGUAGCUGAUCUAGACUGGGAGAAGAUGAACUUACAAGACGAAAAGACACACUCUCUGCAUCCUGAGUUGUCGCUUAUAGGUGAAACAUGCACUUCCGUGUAUGUUGUCGCUAUGGAUGUUAUAUACAAUGAGUACCUCAUAGACCCCUUCCUCAAAACGCUGGUGCAGCUUAAACACUGGUUUCAAGGGAUCUACAAGUUGGAAUUCUACGUUCUCGUGGGGAUACACUUGCGUUCACAGGAGGUGACAACCCUGUUCUUAGAGAGAGCUAUCAUAGAAUACAAUCUAACAGUUUACGAUAUCAUCGACCAGACCUUACAAGAGUCACGAUUCAACUUCUAUCUUAUUACCUAG